Messenger RNA from Giardia duodenalis, 1722 nucleotides. RefSeq names its product Encystation-specific protease. The coding region runs from base 1 to 1722 and encodes 573 amino acids. The transcript has a single exon. Gene Ontology annotation, molecular function: cysteine-type peptidase activity. Gene Ontology annotation, biological process: proteolysis. Lineage: Eukaryota; Fornicata; Diplomonadida; Hexamitidae. The record is from RefSeq and is a predicted model, not a curated record.
AUGCUUUUGUUAUGCUUUUUUCAGCUAUUGAUUGCAGAAUAUUUAUCAGCUAGAUGCUUUUCGGAUCAGUAUUUAGGCCUUUGGUCCUUUACUAUUGCCAAAGAUAGACACUUGAAAAGCAACGACUAUGUGGGUUGUAAUUCGAGGGCGUCUCUAUCUUCCCGAGUAACCUUGCUCAAUGUCACACUGAUGGAUAAUGGUGUGGCCCAGAGUCAGGGUGGAUAUACAGGAAGAUGGACACCCAUAGGCAAUCAUGGCUUUGAACUGCGUAUAGCAACAGAUGUCUUCUACGUUAUUUCAGCCUUUUCUGCUGAAAUAUACAAUGACACACACUAUAAAGUGAGCUCACGGUGCGAUAAGAUUCACUUUGGGUGGCGAACAACUCAGGGAAUACAGCCUCUAUCCUUCUAUUGCCUUACGGGCUCGCUCAUCAAACCCUUGAUUAACUAUAAUGUAACAACUCACUAUGUUCAGAGGGACGUUGCUUCCGAGUUGGAUAGAAAACCAGCUCUAGUACCUAAGCAACGUCCUUCUUCGAAGAGCAGGUCUGCAAGAAAAGCAAAGACAGCAAGCUUUCUAAACGCAAGUAGCUGGAACCUCCAACUAGGAGACCCGCCCCCUGCGGCCUGGUCGUGGGGGGACGUCGGCGGGGCCUCGUUCCUCCCGGCCGCGCCGCCCGCCUCCCCCGGCCGGGGGUGCAACAGCAGCUACGUGGAGGCGGCGCUGGCGGCCAUGAUGGCGCGCGUGAUGGUCGCGAGCAACCGGACAGACCCGCUCGGGCAGCAGACGUUCCUCUCCGCCCGCCACGUCCUCGACUGCAGCCAGUACGGCCAGGGCUGCGCGGGCGGUACUCCCUUCGAGGUCGGAAAGUUUUCAGAAGACUUUGGUAUCUUUAUAACGGACUAUUACAUCCCUGAUGAUCAGGGGGGCUGUGUGGCAAACAGGACACGUAGACCGGAAGUGCGUUACUAUUUCAGUAAUUAUGGCUAUUUAGGCUCAUACUAUGGAAACACCAAUGCACAGGAUGAUAUCAUCUGGGAAAUCUAUCGACAUGGACCUGUCGUUGCGUCUGUUUAUGCAAAUGCUGAUUGGGAUAACUGUGAUGAAAAUUCUACAGAGGACGUACGCUACGUUGUAACUGAGGACGACAGCACAUCGUUGGAGGACUAUUCUAGCGCAUCUGCGAAUCGCUCUCUACGCCACUUCUAUGCUAGCAACACAAAUCACACCGUGCUGAUUGUGGGCUGGGGAAGUGACGAAGUCACUGGAGACUACUGGCUAGUUUUGGAUCCUGCCAGGUCUAGGCGUAACACCUGUGGCGGACCUCUACGUAAGAUCUCUCGGGGGGUGAAUGCGUACAAUAUAGAGGCCGAGGUAGUCGUCAUGUACUGGGCACCAUACCCUGACUUUCUACACCCAGAGGAGUACUUUCUUACGGUACGGUGCUCCACUAUUGUUCUCAUGGCGAUCUUGCUUCUAGUAUUUUCGCUAAUCAGCAUCGUCUCUAUAGGAACAUAUAUUUGUCUAAGGAUCCGCGUGGAAAAAGAGCACAGAAAGUGCAUUUCUAUUUCCGACUUAGACGCGCCUCAGAAGGUUAUGCCUUUAAUUCCUUCGGGCCAAACGGAGAUCUCUACUGACACCUCUUCUGUACUCUUAGAUAGUGUCACACCUAACUGUGAACAGGAGGAGAGUGAGGAGCUAAGCAUGCUUUCAAAUCCAUGA